Meloidogyne enterolobii is the source of this 383-nucleotide messenger RNA. The record is from the annotation of a GenBank genome assembly. NCBI's taxonomy places the organism in Eukaryota, Metazoa, Nematoda, Chromadorea, Rhabditida, Meloidogynidae.
UUUUCUUCAUGUUUUCCUCCAACUCGCCUCUUCCAACUUGUUUCUGCCAUGUUUUUCUUUGUUUUAGUAUUUUCUCUAAUUUGUUCAAACAUGUUGGAAGCAGACUUUCAUGUUUUUAUAAUUUUCUUUAUCAUGUUUUUCCUCCAAGACUUUCUUACAAUAUCGUUUUUAUUUUCUCUCCAAAACUUUUUAAAAAUAUCCGGAUGCAAUCUGAUCUUUCCUUCCUUUUUAUCUUUCUUUUGAUCAACUUUUUUUAUGUUUGUCGGCCUUUUACUUCAAAAUAAUUUUUGAAGAAAAACUGUCAAUUCUUCUUUUAAUUGACAAGCGGAAGAUCAUUCAACUAAUUUUCUUGUUUCUUUACAAAAAUUGUUGCAAAUGUUGUA